Amborella trichopoda is the source of this 2134-nucleotide messenger RNA. The record is from RefSeq and is a predicted model, not a curated record. NCBI's taxonomy places the organism in Eukaryota, Viridiplantae, Streptophyta, Magnoliopsida, Amborellales, Amborellaceae.
AAGAAGGAGCAGGGGUCAUCUCAUGGCCCUGCAACUUUCUUUACUCAGGCUGAUGCUUUACUCCGGAAGAACAUCACGUUUCAGAAACGAAACAGGAAAACAAACUUCGGACUCGUUGCUUUUCCAUCUUUUCUUUGCUUGAUUAUGAUCACACUCCAAGCAAUUGUUAACAAUGAACUGGACAAGCCUAUAUACAAAUGUGGUUGCAAAUGUAUUGACAUAAGAGGAGAUGGGUCAUGUGAAAAUGUAUGUGGAUUGCGAUAUUCAACCUUCAAACAAGUUCCGUUUUGUCCAAUAGCCACCCCACAAAAAUGGCCAGCUCUCUUACAAGUUCCAAAUCCAAAUUAUCGAGCUUCAAGAACUGAUCUCAAUUCCUUCUCCGAUUUUCCUGAUUGCAAGUGCAAGGAUACAGGGACUUGCCCUGUGACUAUACUUUUUACAGGAGAGAAGAGGCUGUUAGCAACCAGAUUGGCUGCGAACUUGGUCAUGGAUACUUUUCCUGUGAAGAAAUUAGAUCUGUGGACUAUGCUUUCUGAAGUCCUCCCUGCAACAGAUACUAAGGCUAAGUACACCAAUUUUAUCGAACCUGCAUUCCUCUCUGACCAUCCCAUAUAUAUUGUUCAACCCAAAUGUGUCCCAAACUUCAACCUUUCAAUUCCCAUCAAGAUAGUUGCUAUUACACAUAAACUAGGUAAGUGGGCUUUUCUUUCUGAAAUCCAACUUAUCACUAAGGAUAAAUCUCUCUCUUUUUUUUGUGCAGUUGUCCAAUCUGUGCAGAUCUUACAUCUAUGGCGUAAUAGCUCAUCUGAUGUGAACAAAGAGUUGUUCAAAGGAUAUAAGAAAGGGAAUUCAGAAAAACAGAUAAAUGAAAUUCCUUGUGCCUAUGAUUUUUUGGACUCCGAUGAGAUUAAGUUCAAUGUAAAUAUAUGGUACAACGCUACCAAGUCUAAUGGUCUUAGGGGUCCUCUUCCCUUGAUACGUCUGCCACACUUAUUAAACAUGGCAUCAAAUGCAUACCUCCAGUUUCUUAUAGGUGCACGGGUGAGAGUGCUGAUCGAUUUUGUUAAAGAAAUGCCAAAACCUGGAACAAAAAUUACACUGGAUUUCUCUUCUGUACUUGGUCCACUUUUCUUCACAUGGAUUGUUGUGUUACUUCUUCCAGUGAUAUUGACCUAUUUAGUUUAUGAGAAGCAACAGAACUUGCGGAUCAUGAUGAAAAUGCAUGGCCUUGGUGAUGGCCCUUAUUGGAUUAUUUCCUAUUCUUAUUUUCUUAUCAUUUCAUUGGCAUAUGUAUUAUGUUUUGUGAUGUUCGGCUCUGUUAUAGGAUUGAAGUUCUUCACAUUGAACAACUACAGUGUGCAAUUUGUGUUUUAUUUCAUUUAUGUAAAUUUACAGAUUUCGCUUGCCUUUUUAGUGGCAACCAUAUUUUCAGAAGUCAAGACUGCUACAGUAGAAUCACUACCAGGGCAUCAAUUCAUCCAGGGAAAUAUAAGAUUGAUGGGAAUGAAGAGAGAGUAUGUCCACAACAGGGAUCAUGCUGUUUUGGUGGGCAGCUUGCUAUGGGAAACACUCACUGGUAGGGAGCGCUUGUUAUUCUAUGUAUGUAUCGAUAUGUAUGUGCCGUAUAAUUCUGAGAUUUUCAUGUUACAGGCGGUAGACGAAUCUUUGAAGAGCCUUAAUCUCUACAAUGGAGGUUUUGGGGACAAAAGAGCUGGGAAUUACAGUGCGGGUAUGAAGAGGAGGCUGAGCGAUGCCAGUUCUCUAAUUGGAAAUCCACAGGUUGUAUAUUUGGAUGAACCUAGCACAGGACUAGACCCUACUUCAAGAAACAGCUUAUGGAGCGUCAUUAAAAGCGCAAAGCAAGAUCGGGCAAUCAUUCUUACGACACAUUCUAUGGAAGAGGCAGAUGUUCUUUGUGAUCGACUUGGUGGCACUUUUGAGUGCCUAGGAAACCCGAAAGAGGUAAAUUUGAGUUUCCUUUCUCUUUGGGUUAAGACGUAUGCAAGUCCUCUUACAAGAUCACUUCAAAGCUAUGGCUACCCCCACCAUCCAAAUGAUGAUGGCUUAAUCAUAUUAGGAGAACUCAAAACUAAUAUUAUCUUUUAAUAUAGAUUUUCCCUCUCUCUAUAUAUAU